GAUUGAGAGAAAUCCUCCAGGGAUGUGCGGCUAAUUUGCUAGCGGUUGUCUGGGAACUUCAUUCCCCGGAAAGGACGUUCCUCUCCAGCGUCGGAGGCAGCAGCAUAGCCGUGACCUCCCACACACAAUUAAAGAGGGCACCUCUGCAUCGAAGGAAGUCUGCCAUUAGACAUUUUUUUGGAUGUUAUCCGGCCGACAUGGUUUUGUGUUGUUGUUAGGGGAUGGCGGGGGACGUGCAUAAGGAGACCCGCGAGGAGGAGCGCUACGACGGCCAGAUUGGGCAGCAGAGUCGGGGCUCCGGCUCCCGGAUCUCCACACGGACGUGCACCCUGCUCCUGGUUCUUGCUGUUCCUCUUCUGGCUUGGGGGGUCAAGUACUAUCAAGAAGCCCACCUUCUGAAGCGACAUGAGGAGAGCAUUCGAACGCUGGGUGCCGAGGGGCUUUUUCUCUUCUCCUCUUUAGACACCAACCAUGACUUCUAUCUCAGUCCGGAAGAGUUUAAACCGGUUGUUGAGAAACUCACAGGGAUUUCACCUCCAGGGGACACUGAAGAGGAGGUAAUUGAAGACCCAGAUGGGGAAACUUUAACACUGGAGGCCAAAAUGGAGCCUCUGCUUAUGGACUCGAUGACAAAAAGCAAAGAUGGCUUCCUUGGGGUCUCGCACAGCUGCCUGAGUGGUUUGCGCUCGUGGAGGAGUCCAGCCGUGCCUUCCUCUUCCUUCUUCGCCAGCCAGUUCAGGGUCUUCCUCCCUCCAAAGAACAAGCAGGAGGUAGGAGGCACGUGGUGGGUGAUACCCAGCGAGCUCAACAUCUUCACGGGGUACCUGCCCAACAACCGCUACCACCCUCCCACACCGAAGGGCAAAGAGGUUCUCAUCCACUCGCUGCUGACCAUGUUUCACCCCCGACCCUUCAUAAAGUCUCGCUUUGCACCUCAGGGCACCAUCGCGUGCAUACGUGCCAGUAACGACCUCUAUUACGACAUCGUAUUCAGGAUUCACACAGAGUUCCAGCUCAACGACGUCCCAAACUUUCCCUUCUGGUUCACGCCGGGCCAAUUCACAGGCAACAUUGUCCUCUCGAAAGACGCCUCUCAUGUGCGGCACUUUCACCUCUACGUCCCCAGUGACAAGUCUCUGAAUGUGGACAUGGAGUGGCUGUACGGCGCCAGCGAGAGCAGCAACAUGGAGGUAGACAUAGGAUACCUACCACAGAUGGAAUUGAAGUCCACCGGGCCGUCCACUCCCUCCAUCAUCAUGGACGAGGAGGGCAACGUCAUCGACAGCCGGGGCGGCAGCGCCGAGCCGAUCCAGUUUGUCUUCGAGGACAUUGACUGGAGCGCAGAGAUCGAUCAGAAAGAAGCCGCCCGUCGCCUGGAGGUCACCCUGUAUCCCUUCAAGAAAGUUUCCUACCUGCCUUUUUCGGAGGCCUUCCAACGGGCAGAGGCAGAGAAAAAGUUGGUGCAUUCCAUUUUGCUUUGGGGGGCACUAGAUGACCAGUCCUGCUGAGGUUCUGGGCGAACUCUCCGGGAGACUGUCCUGGAAAGUUCGCCCGUCCUGGCUCUGCUCAACCAGAGUUUUGUGAGCAGCUGGUCUCUGGUCAAAGAGCUGGAGAACAUACAGGCUGAUGAGCGUAGCCCCGAACUGAGUGAAAAGGCUCGCUUGCACCUUGACAAGUACACCUUCCCUGUGGAGAUGAUGGUGGCCCUGCCCAAUGGAACCAUUGUCCAUCACAUCAAUGCCAACUUCUUCCUGGACCAGACUUCCAUGAAGCCUGAUGAGGGCGAGGGGCAGGAGGGAACCACUUUCAGCUUCUCCGGAGGGUUUGAAGACCCCUCCACGUCCACUUACAUCAGCUUCUUGAAGGAGGGGCUGGAAAGGGCUAAGCAGUACCCGGCACAGUAGAGCAUGUGCAGACGUAUGCCUACACUGUAUGUGUGUGUAUUUCAUCAUUCCUGUGGCUAUUGAAGUGUGAUAAGACAGCUCGUCCAUAGUUUGGGGCUUAGCAGUGAGAGCUGCUCUUCAUUCAAGCAUUAUUAUUGAGCAUUGUAACAAAUGAAGAGAAAUAACAGAGGCCUUCUUGCCGCCAUUAAAUGUUACACGACUACAAAAAUGUAGGGAUAUUCAGCUUUUAGGUGGAAUUUCAGGAUGAACCUAAAAUGCACUGGAAUCUGUGCAGGGGAACUUUGACCCAAACUGUUGAAUGCAAAUUGCCAACCUUCAGCAUUUCGGGACUUUUUGCACAACUUGGCUCUUCACAACGCGCGUUGUGAAUCAAUUAAUAUAUCUGUAACAUUUUGUGAGUAGUUUUAUGCAUAUGAUAAAGGUGCACAUUCAUAUUUCAUGCUAUGUUACACACUCAAGAGACUCAAAAGGGAAGUAUAGCCUCCUGGCGCCUUUCGGCAGUUUGUGACGGUGCUGCCUGAAAGCUUUUCUCAGGCUGGGCAGAACCUGAUGAUAGUUGCUGAUGAAGUGUGCUGGAGGAAACGCCCCCGUCUUGCUCCCUCUUCGGGCCGUGACGCAGCAGGCAAAAGUCUCCCAUCGGGUUGUGGCGCCCAACACGAGGAAUUCGGUCACGGUCAGAAUAUUUAGCAGUUUUUGGAGAGUUCAGUGCAAUGAAAAGAUGCAGCUUGCACAUAUUUGAUAGCUUUUAUGAAAAUUCUUUUGCAAAAUGUGUUUUCUUAAAGCUGCACAUUUUGUCUGCAUUUAGUGUGCUUUUUUUUUUUUUUUAUAGUUUGCAAGGGGGGAGUUCCUCUACACCAAAGAACAAUGUUAUAAUUUUUAUAAUAUAUAGCAGUUGACUCGCAGCUUCAGAGUGACAGUUGCAUAUCAAUCCGAUAAGCUGCCUGGUUCGUACCGAUUCUUCUCAAAGGAACCAAAUACUGCAAUUUAGCUUUUUUUUUUGUAAUUGGUCUUAUUUCCAGUUACAAAAAAUGAAGGAAAUAGUACUCAUUUAAAUUUUUAUUUUUAUUUAUUUUUUUUUAACCCUGUGCAGAAGACAAAAGGCUACCCUUGAUUAUUGCUAAAGGUAACAAUGAGAGCAGUCUGAAUUUGAAACACUGUGAUUCUGUAACUACACUUUUUGUACCAGACAAACUUUUUGUUUUUUUUAAACCAACAUUGUGAUCUGUUAACACUCCAUAUGCACAUUAGCUUUAAAAUGUCUUAAAAAAUGUAUUAACUGUACAAACUGAGAUCAAUAUCUAUAGAAUAUAAAAAAUUCUGCCUUUAAAGAU
Molecule: messenger RNA, 3235 nt
Organism: Phyllopteryx taeniolatus (common seadragon)
Lineage: Eukaryota; Metazoa; Chordata; Actinopteri; Syngnathiformes; Syngnathidae
Gene: selenon
Product: selenoprotein N
Exons: 12
Biological process (GO): skeletal muscle fiber development; calcium ion homeostasis
Cellular component (GO): endoplasmic reticulum membrane
Source: RefSeq, a predicted model, not a curated record